Messenger RNA from Drosophila takahashii, 1755 nucleotides. It is a transcript of the gene Mnr, whose product is annotated as Membrane-bound Notch regulator. The record is from RefSeq and is a predicted model, not a curated record. Lineage: Eukaryota; Metazoa; Arthropoda; Insecta; Diptera; Drosophilidae.
GCGCUCAGUGCAAAACGAAGCACUGAAGGUGUCAGUUGGGCUCCCGACGGUUCUACUUUUUUUAGCUCCCACAGCCAACACAACUCUCAGCGAUUUUGACGCAAAUUUUGAACGUCAGCAGCAGAACUUUUGAUCCAAGGGCGUGGCAAUCGAGCAACAGGAUGCUGAUGGCGCUGCCUUUGCUGACUUUGGCGGUCCUCGCCAGCUGCGGCUACACCGUGGACGCCUACUCGAAGUACGGCCGUGGAUGCGGGGACAUUGGCUGCCUGCCCACCGAGGAGUGCGUCAUCACCAGCGACUCGUGCAGCUACAAUCAGCGGGACGGAAAGGAUUGCGGCCAAUAUCCCACCUGCAAGCGGCGCUCCGGAUCGACUGCCUCGAACAGCAGCCCCAAUUUGGCGGCCAAUCCCUCGGCCAAUCCGUCAGAGGUGAGCCAUAACACAUACGCCCCGAAUGCCCCGAGUGCCCCGCUGCCGGAUGCGGAUGCAAACAGUGGAGGUGGCGGAGGCGCAAGUGGCGGAUACGGUGGCGGCUUCUCGGCUGGCGGUCAAUCCCUGUACCCCAGUCUACCCAACUCGAACGGAGGAGGCGGUGGUGGUGGUGCGGCGCCCUAUAAUCCCUAUGCUGCCGGUGGUGCCGGUGGUGCUGGCUACAAUCCCUACAACGGCGGCUACAAUCCCGGCAACGGCGGCUAUCAACCCCCAGCCCCUGGCGGCGGCUAUCAGCCCUAUCAGCCCAGACCUGGCUACACGCCACCCGCCCCGGGCUACGAGAAUAAUGGUGGUGGUGGUGCCCAGAAACCCAAGGACAAGGAGGGCGGCUUCUUCUCCAACUUCUUUUCGAAUCCGGCGGUGAGUCAAGCGGUGUCCGGUAUCAUUGCAGGCCAGAUAGCCAAGCAGCUGCAGGGUGGCGGAGCCGGAGGAGCAGGUGGUCAGCAGCAGCCCAGUGGUGGCUAUCAGCCCAGCGGAGGCUAUGGCGGAGGAUCAGCAGCAGGAGGCGGCGGCGGCGGAGGAGGUGGCUCCAACAUCCUAGGAGGUCUUCUGGGAUCCGUUCUGUCCGGCGGAGGUGGUCAGAAUGGAGGAGGCGGUGGCGGUGGAGGAGCCAGCAGCUUCUUGGGCAGCCUGCUCAGCGGCGGAAAUGGCAACCGGGGUGGCCAGCAGGGAGGAGGUGGAGGAGGCGGACUGGGCGACAUCUUCAGCUCGAAGAACUUUGGCGGCCUCUUCAGCGAGAAUCCCUCUUCCCGGGGCGGCGGCUCCUCAUCCUCCGAUGGCGGCGCCAAGGGGUAUCCCACCCAGGCACCUGGCAAUUACUACGGCUAAAAUGGAGUAGCCUCCCCCAAUGUGGAGAUCUAGAUAUAGACUCUUCCCCAAUUGAAAUUCACCCCUCUACCUAUUUUUUUCUUUCGUUCUUUGGCAAUGUAAUCAAAUGGAGAACUUUCAACGAAAUUAACUGAAACAAUAUUGAAAUAUAUACAUUUAAGCAUAUUAUACGCAACUAUAAAUGACGAUUAUACAAAUACAAUACAUAUAUACAACAAACCAACAUAUAUAUAUAAAUAAACCUAUAUAUAUAUAUAAACCCCCGAUAAAUAAAAAAAUAAGAAAGAGAGCUGUCUAACAUGUAAUUUGAGAUACCGUGCGCGUAGCAUUCCCCCUUGGAAAUUAAAAGAAACCGAAAAGCCCCAUUCAUUUGUAAAUAGAAAAGUAACUGAAAUUAAAAUUGAACAAGAAAAUAUACGUAAGAAUUGAAAGCCAA